Molecule: messenger RNA, 2313 nt
Organism: Dissoconium aciculare CBS 342.82
Lineage: Eukaryota; Fungi; Ascomycota; Dothideomycetes; Mycosphaerellales; Dissoconiaceae
Exons: 1
Coding region: 1-2313 (770 amino acids)
Biological process (GO): carbohydrate metabolic process
Source: RefSeq, a predicted model, not a curated record
AUGUCUGCUUCUGCUUCCUCCGCCGCUGUUUCUGACCACCCCGCUCUGUCAUCCACUUCAACCCCGCAUUCAAGCGACAACACCGUCUCGUUGUCCUUGAUCAAUCGCUGCGGUGAUAGCAAGAGUCCUUAUGUCCGCUCCCAUCUUUCCAACCCGACAGCAUGGCAAUUAUGGACGCCCGACACGAUCGCCCUCGCGCAGAAGACGAAUCGCUUGCUGUUUGUCAGCAUUGGCUAUUCAGCAUGCCAUUGGUGCCAUGUUAUGGCUCACGAGUCCUUCGAUGACCCACACAUUGCCAAGAUCCUGAAUGAGCACUUCAUUCCAGUUAAGAUUGAUCGAGAGGAGCGACCAGACAUUGAUCGCCAAUAUAUGGACUUCUUGCAGGCCACGAGUGGUGGUGGUGGCUGGCCGUUGAACGUAUUCGUCACCCCGGACCUCGAACCCAUCUUCGGCGGCACAUACUGGCCAAGCCCGAGCAGUGAGCGUGCAUCUCGAGGAGGUGGGCCUGACUUUGAACAGAUCUUGCUCAAGGUCGCGGGAGCCUGGAAGGAGCAAGAGCAGCGAUGCCGGGACAGCGCGAAGCAGAUCAUCCAGCAGCUGCGAGAAUUCGCGCAGGAGGGUAUGCUCGGCGAACGUGGUGAUGGCAAACCCGAUGAUGGACAGAAUGUCAGCUUGGAACUGGACAUCCUAGAAGACGCCUUUGUUCACUACCGGAAACGAUUCGAUUCCAAGUACGGUGGUUUUGGCGGCGCUCCCAAAUUCCCAACUCCCGUGCACAUUCGACCACUUUUACGAGUCGCUUGCUACACGAAAGAAGUCCGUGAAAUCGUUGGAGAGGACAUGUGUGUGGAGGCACGCGACAUGGCUGUCAAGACGUUGGAGUGUAUGGCCAAGGGUGGUAUGAAGGACCAGGUCGGCCAUGGGUUUGCACGAUACUCCGUGACUAGAGACUGGAGCCUGCCACAUUUCGAGAAGAUGUUGUAUGACAACGCACAGCUCCUUCCAGUCUACCUGGAUGCCUAUUUGGUCACCAAGUCGCCAUUGUUCUUGGACACCCUCAAGGACAUUGCCACAUAUCUGACGAGCCCACCAAUGGCCUCCCCACUUGGAGGUAUCAAUUCUUCCGAGGAUGCUGACUCGCUCCCAACAUCAGGUGAUGAGCAUAAGCGGGAAGGCGCAUAUUACGUGUGGAAAAUAGAGGAAUUCCGAAGCAUUCUAGAUGAGGAGGAGUUCAAUAUUUGCAGAAAGUAUUGGGGCGUCCAUGCCGAUGGAAACAUCGACGCUAGAUUUGAUCCGCAGGGCGAACUUGCAGGCCAAAACACGCUAUGCGUCCGAUACGAAGUGCCAGCUCUCGCCAGCGAGCUAGGUAUGGAAACUGAAAAGGUCGAUCAAAUUGUUCAAAGCGGGAGGCGAAAGCUCCAGGCUUACCGGGAGAGCAAUCGGCCAAGACCGGCUCUGGACGACAAGAUCGUGACAGCCUGGAAUGGACUCGCCAUCGGCGGUCUCUCUCGAGCAGGUGCGGCUCUCAAGUCAUCUCAUCCCGAAGAAUCUGCAGCAUACAUCAAUGCUGCUCAGAAUUCAGCCGAUUGCAUCCGCACACAUCUACUGGAAGAGGAAACGCAAACGCUACGAAGAGUCUUCCGCGAAGGCCCUGGCGACACUCCCGGAUUCGCGGACGAUUACGCUUUCUUUAUUCUCGGAUUGAUCGAUCUCUACGAAGCGACUUUUGACAGCAAGUGGCUUGCGCUGGCCGAUCGCCUACAACAGACUCAAAAUCGCCUCUUCUGGGACGAAGAGAAAUAUGCCUUUUUCUCCACUCCGGCUGAGCAACCCGAUAUCCUCAUCCGCACAAAGGAUGCGAUGGACAAUUCUGAGCCCAGUGUCAACGGAGUCAGCGCUUCAAACCUCUUCCGGCUAUCCUCCUUGCUAAACGAUGAAACCUACGCCAAGAUGGCUAAGCGAACUCUUUCCUGCUUCGAGGUCGAGAUCAGCCAACAUCCGGGGUUGUUCAGUGGCAUGCUGUCCAGCGUCGUGGCUGCUGACAUGGGUAUGCGAAGCCUCAUUAUCUCGGGUGCAGGAGAGCUCGCCCAGGCUGCGGUUCGAAUCGCACAGGAAAAUAUCCGACCAAAUUACACCGUGCUGCGCGUCAGCGGCAAUGCUUCAGACACAACUUCUCCGUCCGGCGACUGGUUGCUUGAGCGCAACCCCUUGCUCAGGGAUCUCGAUGCAUCAGUCGACAAGGUACAGCUGUGUGAGGGUACUUCAUGUACAUUACUCGACCUGACCGCAGUCGAAGCACUCUUCAGUGCAUAG